GGACACACCCACUUGAUAAAACCAUGUUUUGCAGUAUUUCAAAGUUGAAGUCAAUGUCCACUACAGCUAUCUACACGCGCUCUUCCAAGUUCAGUUUACUAAAAAGCUUGUUGAGUAAAUUAGCUCGGUAACCUGGCUUCAGCGACCACCAGGCCACACUUCGAGGAAAGAUGUCUACCAUCCGAUUUGGAUCAACUUGUAGUCCUUCGAAGACUACUCUAGCAGAGACAUUGCCACGCUGGAACGAUGAGGAGGGGGAGAAGGCUGAUCCAGAAGAUGCCUGUGAUCCAAAUAAACUCCUUCAGUGUCCAUACGACAAGAACCAUCAGAUCCGUGCCUGCCGCUUUCCGUACCAUCUGAUCAAGUGCAGCAAAAACCACCCUAAACUGGCCAGUGAAUUAAAAACGUGCCCUUUCAACGCCCGCCACCUGAUGCCCAAGCAUGAGCUUUCCCACCACAUUGCUAACUGUGUUGACAGAAUAUCUGUGAAUGCAGAAGACUUGGGCAGCGCUGAGCUGCAGAGCAAAUGGCAGGUCCCUGUUAGCACCUGGACGAACACCAACUGUGAUGAGGACUGGGAUAAAGAAGCAGAUAUUUCUUCGGCGCCUUUCGUAUGGGGAGUGUCCACAAACCUGAUCAGUCAGAACAGGACUGAGCCAUGCACUACAAACAAUCUUACCCCUGGACUCCGAGCUCCAAGAACUCUGCCCUGGAAAAUGUGUAGGACUGACUAAGGGCAGAAUGAAUGACAAAAGUUGGAAGUCAAGAGGCUAUCUUGCAGUUAAGUUUUAUAUCAUAGAUGCAUGUUUUAUUAUCUCACUUUGACUUGGACAUAUUUGAGAAAAAUCCCAUUGACUAUUUUGUUUGACUAUAAAUGCAUGCUUUGUAACCUAACCUUAGACAUGGUGAUUGGGGUUUGUGUCCCCUUUUUUGUUAUUAAAAGGCUUUUUUGCAGAAGUGUUUCCCUAUACUAACUCUGCAUGUAGGCUGUUAAUGUACUGUAUGUUCCUGAGGCCCUACUGCAGAUACCAAUAUAUUCUCACUGUUGCACAUAUCAGAUAUCUUCAAGAUGCUCAUUAUGCUGACUGUAAAGUUGAUUUAGCCUCAUAAUGGAUCUUGCUUUGAUCUUUUGCUGGGUUUGUUGUAUAUUAUUGGAUUUUGGCCUGUAAUUACAAUUUCUUUUAAGUGA
Messenger RNA from Salmo salar (Atlantic salmon), 1189 nucleotides. It is a transcript of the gene gtsf1, whose product is annotated as gametocyte specific factor 1. NCBI's taxonomy places the organism in Eukaryota, Metazoa, Chordata, Actinopteri, Salmoniformes, Salmonidae. The record is from RefSeq and is a predicted model, not a curated record.